AUGGAUCACGGCGCCGCAGUCCUCGACCCAGCACUACGAAGCGCGGAGCCCUCGAAUAAUAAUGGUAGCAAUGGCAUGAGCGGGACACCCCAGGGCGGCGGCGGCGGCGGCGGCGCCUACCACGAUGACGAAGCCGCUGCUGCUGGAGCAAGCUCCGAGGGUCAGGGACAGGGACACCAUCAUCACCAGCACCACCCCGACUCCCCCGAGACACCUCACUCUGGCCACGACGGCGAGACACCGCAGCACGAAGCGCUCCACGGCGGAAACCCCGACGACCCCAAGCGGCCGCGCGCGUGCGAGGCGUGUCGUGGCCUCAAGGUGCGAUGCGAACCCGAUCCGAACGAUACCGAGGGCCCGUGUAAGCGGUGCAAGAAGGCAGGGAGGAACUGCGUCGUGACGAUGCCGACGCGCAAGAGGCAGAAGAAGACGGAUUCCAGGGUCGCGGAGCUGGAGAAGAAGAUUGAUGCGUUGACGGCGAGCUUGCAGGCCCGCGGAAGCUCCGCGGCGCCGAGCGCGAAUACUAGCAUGCCCACGCCGGGUAGGGACGAGAAUCCGUAUAAAAAGGGGUGGGUGGGCCACGGGCUUGCGAGGGAGUGGACUUCGAGUACGGUUGCGGGGACGGGGUUAUCUGUCGAAGGGCUCGAUCCGCAGGAAGCGCACGCGGCGGAAAAGGGGCGGUUCGAUCACAUUACUUUGCCGGGACCCCCCGCCGCGGCAGGGCAAAAGAGGAAGCUUUCGGACCGCGGGGAUGAUACGCCGAGCGGUAGCGAUGUACCUGACGGGGGACAGAUUGGAGCCAGGCCAGCGCCGCCGAUCCACAUGGGCAGCGACUACGCCGACGUCGUGGAGCGCGGGAUCCUGAGCGCGGAGAAGGCGGCGGAGCUGUUUGAGCGGUAUAACACGCUCAUGGCGCCUCAUAUGCCUGCGGUGGUGUUCCCGCGGGGCGCGACGGCGGAGGAGACGAGGAGGGCGAAGCCGUUGCUGUUUUUGGCUAUUAUGGCGGCGUCGAGCUCCGAGAGCCCUAAUGUGCAGCGGAGGCUGGUCAAGGAGCUGAUGCAGAUUUUCGCCGAGAAGAUUAUUAUUACGGGCGAGAAGAGCUUGGAGAUUGUGCAGGCGCUACAGGUGGCUGUGAUAUGGUACUGGCCGCCCGAGCACUUUGAGGAGCUGAAAUUCUACCAGCUCGUGCACAUUGGCGCUGUGAUGGCGCUGGAUAUAGGGCUCGGAAGGCGCACGGCGGGCAGGAAGAUGCAGAUACCCUACCAGUGGCGCAACCACCCGUUCAAGAGGGCGCCUCCUCCCGACCCGACGACGAGCGAGUGUCGGCGGGCGUGGCUGGCUGCGUAUUUCCUGGCCGCCAACACCUCCAUGGCGCUGCACCGGCCGAACCUGGUGCGGUGGACGAGUUUCAUGGCCGAGUCGAUGGAGGCGCUGCAGACGAGCGCGGACGCGGCGCCGAGUGACAAGUACUUCUGUCAUCUGGUGUGGACGCACCGGCUUGCGGAGGAGGUCGGGAUACAGUUCUCCAUGGACGACCCGGCUGUGGUGCCGAACAUUACGGAUUCGAGGACGCAGUAUUCGUUGAGGAUGCUGGAGAGGGAUUUGGAGAAGUAUAGUGCUUCCGUUCCCAAGGAGGAGAUGCAAUCAACCCUCAAAAUGUCCUUCCACGUCCUCUCGCUCUACAUGCACGAAAUCGCCCUCCACACCCAAAUGGACGACAUCCGCCCGCCCUUUGACACAGCAACCCUCAAAGACGGCAUGCUCACGAACCUAAUCCUAACAACCUCCCAUAUCAACGCGCUAUCAGCAUGCCUCUCAGCCAUUGACGGCAUCUUCGAGGCCUUUUUAGCAAUGGAGGUACCCAGCAUCCGCUGCCUGCCCGUCUUCAACUUUGUUCGCGUGGCGUAUGCCGUUGUGGUGCUCAUCAAAAUGUACUUCUCCGCCACGGCGCCGGGGUCAGAGCUGGGGAGGGUGAUUGAUAAGGAUAAUAUGAAGGUGGAGUAUUACCUCGACGCGUUGCUGGAGAAGUUCCGCGCUGCUGCGUUGGAUGAUCGCAGUCGGCCGGCGGCCAAGUUUUUGAUUGUGUUGGUUAUGUUGAGGAGUUGGUUCUUGAAGCAGAGCAAGGGCCUUGCUACAGGUGUUCCCCCUGGGUUCGCGGAAGCAGCAGCUGCUGCUGCUGGGUUUAAGGGUCCGAAUUCGCAGUCCGAGACGCCGGCUUCUGCUGCUGCGCAAUCGUCUUCGAGGCGGCCGGAGGCGACGCCCGGUUCCACUGUCGCUGAUGAGCAGCAGCAGCAGGCGCAGCAACGGGCGUAUGGGGGGCAACAGCACCCGCCGAUGCAGGAGUAUCCCGCCGCCAACACGCCUCUUCACCUACUGUCGGAAAUUGCCACGCAAAAUGAUCGCUCCGGCGGCGGUGGCGCGGCGAAUAAUAUCCUCUGGAACCCGCCCCCGUCACGCCAAUCCUUCCUCUACGACCCCAGCGCCGUGACGCCUACCCCGAUGGACGGACCUGGUUCCGGGCCCGGGACAGCGGCGUCGAGCGGCACGGCGACGACGACGGUCGCGGGUGCGGCUGCCGCAGAGCAAGGGCCGGGGCCUAAUACAGUGGCACCCUGGUUGAAUCCCGUCUGGACAAACGACUUGCAAGAUUUCGGGCUCGACCCGGGCUUCACGAAUGAUUUAUCACUCGAGGAGAUCACCACGGGAUUCGGGACGAGUCCGGGGAGCUUGAGCAACGGGAUGCGGUAUGUAAUGGCGCAGGAUCCGUGGUUGAGCGGGAUGAGUGGGCUCGGGGAGAUUUUCGAGGGGAUGCCUGGGGGUUCGGGCCCGCCCAUGUUUCCCAUGUGA
Colletotrichum phormii is the source of this 2847-nucleotide messenger RNA. RefSeq lists its product as uncharacterized. Gene Ontology annotation, cellular component: nucleus. The coding region runs from base 1 to 2847 and encodes 948 amino acids. Gene Ontology annotation, molecular function: DNA-binding transcription factor activity, RNA polymerase II-specific; transcription cis-regulatory region binding; zinc ion binding. The transcript is spliced from 2 exons. The record is from RefSeq and is a predicted model, not a curated record. Gene Ontology annotation, biological process: regulation of DNA-templated transcription. NCBI's taxonomy places the organism in Eukaryota, Fungi, Ascomycota, Sordariomycetes, Glomerellales, Glomerellaceae.